AUGGUUAGCAAACUGAACACAAAACAGCUAGAAGCUUUCACACUCAUUAUUCUCUCUAUCAACAGCAACCUUGGCAGUUCAUUUUUCCUAUAUGGCCAUGGAGGAACAGGCAAGACUUUUCUCUACAACGCAAUCAUUGCAAAAUUAAAAAGUCUCUCCAAAAUUGCUAUAGUUGUUGCCUCAUCUGGAAUAGCAGCCACUCUACUACCAAACGGUACAACUGCUCAUUUAAGGUUCAAGAUUCCCCUUCAUAUAGACCAUACAUCUACAUGUUCCAUAAAGAAAGGUACUCAUUUAGCUGAGCUAAUACGUGCAGCUUCAUUGAUUAUUUGGGAUGAAGCACCGAUGACACAUCGAAAUGCAUUUGAGGCUAUAAGCAGGAAGUUUUGUGAUUUGAUGGACAUACCACUAUCUGGUCCAAAACACAAGCUGUUUGGAGGAAAAACAGUUGUCUUUGAUGGUGAUUUUAGACAGACUCUGCCAGUAAUUUCAGAUUCAGGAAGGGAACAAACAGUUGAUGGAUCCAUCACGAGGUCAUCGUUGUGGCCCUUUUUUCAGGUGCUCAAACUGUCAAGGAACAUGAGGCUUAAUGAUUCACAAGAUAAUAGAAACCUGGUCGGCUGUGGACUGAACUUUGGUGAGUGGAUUCUGGCGCUGGGAGAUGGAAGGCUGCCAACAAAAUCUUUUAUGCCAAACACACCUUCGGAUUGGAUUGAGAUACCACAAAUAAUUUUGAUAUAUGCUGGAAAAAAUCCAAUCGAGUCAAUCACAAAUGACAUAUAUGACGCAUUUGAGGAACAACACAUGAGCACAGAUUACCUAAGUGGAAGGGCCAUCGUUACUCCUACCAAUGCAGCUGUGACUGAAGUGAAUGACUUCGUGUUGCAAAAAAUUCCUGGGCAUUGCCGUUGCUACUACAGUUCAGACUCUAUGCAACUAGAUACAGAGGUACCUCAGCUAUUCGCUGAAACUUACCCAACAGAAUUUUUGAAUGCUCUUCAGUUCAAUGGUGUUCCAGAUCAUGAAAUAAGACUUAAGGUUUACACUCCAAUCAUGUUGCUGAGAAAUUUGAGCCCACCAAACGGGCUAUGCAACGGUACGAGGAUAUUGAUUACAAAAUUGGGGGAAAAUAUCAUUGUAGGAAACAUCAUGGGAGGAUCUUUUGACACAAAAGAGGUUGUUAUACCACGAAUAGUACUCAACGUAGAAGACAAACGCUGGCCCUUUAUACUGAAGAGGAGGCAUUUCCCAGUACGUUUAUGUUAUGGGAUGACAAUAAAUAAGAGCCAAGGCCAGACACUGGACAAGGUUGGAGUCUAUUUGCCUAAACCAGUAUUCAGUCAUGGACAGCUUUAUGUGGCAGCAUCAAGAGUAAGAUCUGCAGGUGGUCUAAGAUUCUUGAUUGAAAAUGAAGAGGACGUUCCAGCCAAUUACACAAGAAACAUUGUGUAUUCAGAGGCCUUCACAGAUAAUGCACCAGCUUAA
Molecule: messenger RNA, 1485 nt
Organism: Linum tenue
Lineage: Eukaryota; Viridiplantae; Streptophyta; Magnoliopsida; Malpighiales; Linaceae
Source: the annotation of a GenBank genome assembly